Messenger RNA from Thyridium curvatum, 480 nucleotides. RefSeq lists its product as uncharacterized. The transcript has a single exon. The coding region runs from base 1 to 480 and encodes 159 amino acids. Gene Ontology annotation, molecular function: acyltransferase activity, transferring groups other than amino-acyl groups. NCBI's taxonomy places the organism in Eukaryota, Fungi, Ascomycota, Sordariomycetes, Thyridiales, Thyridiaceae. The record is from RefSeq and is a predicted model, not a curated record.
AUGUAUCAACUUCGGCCAUCUACCGAGAGGGAUCAAGCUCACAUUCUGGAGAUCUGGCGAGAGGCUGUCGACGCCACUCAUGACUUUCUCACCGACGUCGACCGAGCGGCGAUUGAGUGCGAGGUUUCUACUCUAUUUGCGCAGGUGAACCUGCUUCUCGCAGUCGACAACUCUGACACACCGCAAGGUUUCAUGUUCCUACAUGAAGGACACCUCGAAGCCCUCUUUGUUGACCCUACCCGGCACGGCCAAGGCAUUGGCAAAGCCUUGGUCCAGAGGGCACUUGCGGACCAUCCCCAAUUGACGACAGACGUGAACGAGCAGAACAUACAAGCCCUGGCGUUUUACAAACGUAUGGGCUUCGAAUGUACUGGCCGCUCGCCUUGUGAUGGACAGGGGAGACCUUAUCCCCUCCUUCAUCUGCAGCAUCGGUCCUCAGGCGAGCCAGUUCUUGCUGCUGGAAAUGGGACGACGAAUUGA